AUGCCAGAACACUGUUCAGCAUAUUCCUGCUCCAAUCGACGGACCGUCGAAAACAGUGCUCGGGGGAUUACUUUUCACAAGUUUCCCAAAGACAAUGUUUUGAGGAAGAAGUGGGAAGUGUCUUUGAGGAGGGAAGGAUUCACUGCAAGUGAUUCCUCCGUGCUCUGCUGUGAGCAUUUUAAGCAGAGCGAUUUUGAUAGGACAGGUCAGAUUGUCCGACUCAGACAUGUAGUUAUUCCAUCCAUCUUCAGCUUCCCGGUUCACCUCCAAAGACCGGAAAGGGAAAGGACUACGUCUACCUCCAGAAGAGCUGAAGAGAGCCUGUCCGUGGCCUCUCAGGACGCCCCAGAACCUGCAGCCUCACACCCACAACCUCAGCCUAAUGAUUACACUUCCUAUGAGCAGAGUCUGCAACCAAGGACACAGCAGGUCCUGUAUGAAGAAACACAGGCAGAGGCAGGCACAUCAACUUCCAGCUCCAGAUAG
Molecule: messenger RNA, 486 nt
Organism: Lampris incognitus (smalleye Pacific opah)
Lineage: Eukaryota; Metazoa; Chordata; Actinopteri; Lampriformes; Lampridae
Product: THAP domain-containing protein 6-like
Exons: 4
Coding region: 1-486 (161 amino acids)
Source: RefSeq, a predicted model, not a curated record